CAAUCUAUCUUUCUGAUGCAGGGGGAUUGUGAUGUCAUCCUAUGACCAGCUUCUCCAUCAAGUGGAGUCUCUCAAGGCAGAGAAUUCACAUCUUAAGAUGGAGCUGAAAGACAACUCAAGCCAGCUCAACAAGCUGGACUCUGUUGUGGGGCAUCUCCAGUCCGGCAAGCCAGGCAUGGGGGAGGACGACCUCAGAGCUCAGAUCACCAUUCACGGUCUUGCCAUGACAACGGCUGCUGCCUCGGCAACAUCAUCGUCAGCGGCAACAUCAGGAGCAGGCCCAGCCUCUAGCUUCCAAGUAAACGGUGGUGCCAUGUUGCCUGGGAAACCUCACAGUUUACCAACAUCAUUAGGCACAAGUGGGACUGAUGGCAACUUAAGACAAACCAAAGAUCACUUCAUAAGGCAUCAAGAGCUUGAGAGAGACAGGUUUGUAUUUGUGUAUUUGUUUUUUAUCUGUAUUUGUGUGUUUCUGCUGUAUUAUCUAGUGCAUGUGUGAUACAUGUUCGAUCGUUCAUUGUAAGAUUUAUUCAUGUUCAUCCAGGUGUUUGAGUUCUACAUCAUUUUGGAAACAAUUUCAUCAAACACAAAUUAUAUUUCCUUCUUUCUUUAUUACAUACACUGUAUACUUUCUCAUUCCAUUGGUUGGUACUCUUUUUAUCAUGAAAUUAUCCUUUGAUAAAAACAAUCAUUUUGCUGUCCCUAUGUAUUUUUUUUUCGAAAAAAUUAUGAUUCUCUCUUAAAUCCUCAAAAUCUACAUCAACAAACGCCCUCCCCCUCUCACUCUCCCUCUCUGUUUUCUGCCCCUUCUCUCUCCCCACUCUCUCAAUCUCUCUCUACCCCUCUCCAUCUCCAUCUCUCCCCUCAAUGACAGUACCCCAUCUGACAGGUCAUCAUCAUAUCCCAUCCUCACCCACAAUACCAGUGUCACCAGGGAUAAUAAUCCACUUUGUAGUCCAGCUGGUUCAACAAGCCACCAAUAUUAUUUCCUUCUACCCCAUUCAUCCUAAUCAUCCCAUACAUCCCAUGCAUUUCAAUCAGAAUCAUAAAGUCUGGGAAAUGCGUUUUAAUUGAUUCAAAGUCAUGCAGCUGGAGUUUGAAGUUCUUCUCAAUCCUUGUAUAUGGCCGGAGUACGCUGAGGUUUUGGAUCUAGCUUCAUCAUAAUUCAUCCUUCAGAAUCUGUUGGCUUUCUGCCUCGAGGAAUGUCUUUCACUGUCAUUGACGACGAGUAAUAGAAAUCACAUUAUUGUGCUGCGGAAUGAGCCUGAAAUAAUUUACUGGUCGAUUGAUAGGAAGAGAUAGUGAUAGAUGUAGAUAUUCAUGUAGAUGGAGAAGAGAGGGAGAAAACGAGAGAACGCGAGAGAGAGAGGGAGAGAGGGGGUAGAGGGAGUGAAGGAGAGGGGAAGAAAGUUGAAGAGGAGGAUAGAUGAUGAGAAAGACAGAGUGAAAGAGAGAGAGAAAGAGAGUGGUGAGAUGAUUUUAUGUUGGAAACAGGAAUAACGAAAGGUUGAAAUAGAUUAAUUUGUUCUUGUAAAACCAUCAAGAUUCACAGAUCUACAUAAUAUAUGCUAAGCGUAUUACUAAAAACAUUACAUGCUUUAUUCAAUUACAAGUUUAAUUUGUUUCAAUUAAUACAAAAUCCCUAUUCUGUAGCUCCUAAUGAUUUGUUUAAUCGCUUAGAUUAAAACCAUAAAGCUAUGACGCAGUAGCCAUAGAGAGAGAGAGAGACCCUGAUUAAUAUGGCAUCUGUUUUCCGUCGUCAUUAGCCGAUGACUCAUACAAGACUUCAUUAGCGAGCU
Molecule: messenger RNA, 1799 nt
Organism: Strongylocentrotus purpuratus (purple sea urchin)
Lineage: Eukaryota; Metazoa; Echinodermata; Echinoidea; Camarodonta; Strongylocentrotidae
Product: adenomatous polyposis coli protein 2-like
Exons: 3
Coding region: 32-499 (155 amino acids)
Source: RefSeq, a predicted model, not a curated record